Messenger RNA from Betta splendens (Siamese fighting fish), 1121 nucleotides. Its product is annotated as mas-related G-protein coupled receptor member X1-like. The record is from RefSeq and is a predicted model, not a curated record. The transcript is spliced from 3 exons. Lineage: Eukaryota; Metazoa; Chordata; Actinopteri; Anabantiformes; Osphronemidae. The coding region runs from base 1 to 912 and encodes 303 amino acids. Gene Ontology annotation, cellular component: membrane. Gene Ontology annotation, molecular function: G protein-coupled receptor activity. Gene Ontology annotation, biological process: positive regulation of Rho protein signal transduction; phospholipase C-activating G protein-coupled receptor signaling pathway.
AUGAAUCAGAGCAACAUAAACGACACAAUGAUGGACACUGCUGACAACAUCUAUGAGGUUUAUAAUGGAACAGAAGUUGCAAUCACCUACGAUGGUGAAAGAUGGCUUUAUGAUAAUAUACUAAAGGUUUCAACAUGGCUGAUGUUCACCAUCGGUCUCGUCCUGACGCCCAUCGCCAUCUUUGCUGUUUCCUCUCUGGUGAAGAAAGACAACGUUGCUCCGAUCUUCGUCAUCAACCUCCUGGUUUCUGACGUCAUUCAGCUCUGCUCCAUGAUCAUUGUGCUGACAGGACAAGAAACUGUCACUAUUAUUGGGGAAUGCAUGUACGUCUUCGGUGUUUCAGCCAGUGUGUACUUCAUGCUGUGCAUCGCUCUGGAAAGGUAUCUGGUCAUCGUCUGGCCGCUGUGGUACCGAACCAGACGAACAGUCAAGAUGUCGCUGCUGCUCUGUGCUGCGGUCUGGACUCUGGCUUUGGUUUUUGCCUUUUUUGAUAAAUGGGAUGCUUCUAUACAGGGUAAAUUGCACCAUACCAUCUCUUGUGUCCUCCUCCUCCUCCCGUUCCCUCUGCUCGUGUUCUUCCUGGUUGGGACCCUUAGAGCUUUGUCUGCCUCCAUCAGUGUUCGUGCUGAGGAAAAGAGGAGAAUUGUUGGACUUCUGGUUCUGGUGUUGCUGAUUUACACACUGCUCUUUCUGCCUUUGAUCAUUUUUAACUUUCUUCCUGAUGAUAAGCGGAAAUUUGUUGCUGUCCUUUUCAUUGAACUCAAUCCCAUUGCUGACUUCUUCAUGUACAUCUUCCUCAGAAAAGAGGCUGUGAACCAGGUUUGGUUCUGUCUCUGUUGUUGCAGAAAGAACAGAACUAGUCGUCAGUCGUCCAGUGGUUUGAAUGAUUGUGACACAGUCACAGGUUUGUAGUCAGACAAUGAAACACUGGGAAACAUUCUUGGCUUGUAGUUUUCAUCUUUUGUUAAAUAUUUAGUUUUGAUGAGUGUAGAGCUGUAGUAUCUGUUCAUGUGUGGAAACAUUUUGUUUGUUUGCUGGAUUUUGAGUGUUUUAGCCAAAAAUAAAGGAACAUUUGUCAUUUCUUAAUUAAUUCCAAAUUAAAACUGAACAGUUUGAUUCGU